This is a messenger RNA of Solanum stenotomum, 423 nucleotides long. RefSeq lists its product as uncharacterized. The transcript has a single exon. NCBI's taxonomy places the organism in Eukaryota, Viridiplantae, Streptophyta, Magnoliopsida, Solanales, Solanaceae. The record is from RefSeq and is a predicted model, not a curated record. Bases 1 to 423 code for a protein of 140 amino acids.
AUGGAGGACGACGAAUUCACCAUACCCACUUCUCCACCAUCUCUCAAACAAAAACUCAAAAACUCACUCUGCUUCUCCUGCUGUUUCACCCAUCGCAACACCACCGCAACCCAAGUUCACUCCCUCGAUUACCACCCUCCGCCGCCGCGGCCGCCGUCGUACUCCGAUGAAAACCCGUUGCUGAUCUGGAUCAAGCCUGAUAUCAAAGACAAGUGCCGUACGAUCUUCAAUUUCAUCAGUAACGGGAACGGAAACCGCCAUAAACGACACUCAUCUGCUGAGUUCCGUUAUGACCCGUUGAGUUACUCGCUGAAUUUCGAAGAUGAAGCUCCUUUAACGAAUUUCUCUUCUAGACUUCCUCAGUCGCCAUCGCCUCCCCCGCCGCCGGUGAAGAAUUUGGGUAUUGCUGCCGCUGGUUUAUGA